GGCGCAGAGCCGGUGGAGCUCUGCUGAGACCCGGCUCUGCGCGCCCAGGGGCGGCUCAUGCCCCCUGCGCUACCCACUACGCUGCCGCAGCCAGGCCGCAUCUGGACGGGGCGCCGCGCGGCGGGGCCGACUCCGGGCCACAAUGCUGCUCGGGGCAUCUGUGGUGGGGUUGCUGCUGUUCUCCAGGCUGGUACUGAAACUGCCUUGGACCCAAGUGGGGUUCUCCCUGCUGUUCCUCUACCUGGGGUCUGGAGGUUGGCGCUUUGUCCGAAUCUUCGUCAAGACCAUCAGGCGUGAUAUCUUCGGCGGCCUGGUACUCUUCAAGGUGAAGGGGAAGGUCCGGCGGUACCUGCGGGAGCAGCGGACGGUGCCCAUUUUGUUUGCAUCUACGGUACAGCGCCACCCCGACAAGACAGCCUUGAUCUUUGAGGGCACGGACACCCACUGGACCUUCCGUCAGCUGGAUGAUUACUCCAGCAGCGUGGCCAACUUCCUGCAGGCUCGGGGCCUGGCCUCGGGCGACGUGGCCGCUCUCUUCAUGGAGAACCGCAACGAGUUUGUGGGUCUGUGGCUAGGCAUGGCCAAGCUGGGCGUGGAGGCGGCUCUGAUCAACACCAACCUCCGGCGGGACGCCCUGUGCCACUGCCUGGCCUCUUCCCAGGCCCGCGUUCUCGUCUUCGGCAGUGAGAUGGCCCCGGCCAUCUUUGAAAUCCAAAGCAACCUGGACCCGUCGCUCAGCCUCUUCUGCUCCGGCCCCUGGGAGCCAAGCACAGUGCCCGCCGGCACAGAGCACCUAGACCCCCUCCUGGAGGAAGCCCCCAAGCACCUGCCCAGUCGUCCCAACAAGGGCUUCACAGAUAAGCUCUUCUACAUCUACACAUCGGGCACCACGGGGCUGCCCAAAGCCGCCAUCGUGGUGCACAGUAGGUACUACCGCAUGGCCGCCCUGGUAUACUACGGAUUCCGGAUGCGGCCCGACGACAUUGUCUACGAUUGCCUGCCCCUCUACCACUCCGCAGGAAACAUCGUGGGCAUGGGGCAGUGCCUACUGCACGGCAUGACAGUGGUCAUCCGGAAGAAGUUCUCAGCCUCCCGGUUCUGGGACGAUUGUAUCAAGUACAACUGCACGAUCGUGCAGUACAUCGGUGAGCUGUGCCGCUACCUCCUGAACCAGCCACCCCGGGAGGCAGAGCACCAGCACCAGGUGCGCAUGGCGCUUGGCAACGGCCUCCGCCAGUCCAUCUGGACCGACUUUUCUAGCCGUUUCCACAUCCCCCAGGUGGCCGAGUUCUACGGGGCCACAGAAUGUAACUGCAGUUUGGGCAACUUCGACAGCCAGGUGGGCGCCUGUGGCUUCAACAGCCGCAUCCUGUCCUUUGUGUACCCUAUCCGGCUGGUACGAGUCAAUGAGGACACCAUGGAACUGAUCCGGGGGCCCGACGGCGUCUGCCUUCCCUGCCAGCCAGGGGAGCCGGGCCAGCUGGUGGGCCGUAUCAUCCAGCAGGACCCCCUGCGCCGCUUCGACGGCUAUCUGAACCAGGGUGCCAGCAACAAGAAGAUCGCCAAGGACGUGUUCCAAAAGGGGGACCAGGCCUACCUCACCGGCGACGUGCUGGUGAUGGACGAGCUGGGCUACCUGUACUUCCGAGACCGCACGGGAGACACAUUCCGCUGGAAAGGGGAGAACGUGUCCACCACCGAGGUGGAGGGCACGCUCAGCCGCCUGCUGGCCAUGGCUGACGUGGCCGUGUACGGUGUGGAAGUGCCAGGAACUGAGGGCCGGGCCGGAAUGGCUGCCGUGGCCAGCCCCGCCAGUGACUGUGACCUGGUGCACUUCGCGCAGCUGCUGGAGAAGGAGCUGCCCCUGUAUGCCCGCCCCAUCUUCCUGCGCUUCCUGCCGGAGCUGCACAAAACAGGGACCUUCAAGUUACAGAAGACAGAGCUUCGGAAGGAAGGCUUUGACCCGGCAGUUGUGAAAGACCCGCUGUUCUACCUGGAUGCCCGGAAGGGCCGCUACGUCCCACUGGACCAAGAGGCCUACACCCGCAUCCAGGCAGGCGAGGAGAAGCUGUGAUUUGCCCCGAGCCCCUCUCAGGGCCAGCGGGUGCUGGAUCCAGAGCCCCAGCUCGCACCCCAGAGGGGUCCGGGGCAAUGCCAGACCAAAGCAAGCAGGGCCCGGAACCUCCACCCCGAGGUGCGGGCCCCCCCCUCAAAACUGCCAAGUGACUCACCGCCGCCUCCCCCUGCCCCCCAGGAGGCUUUCUGUGAAAGCCUCAAGUCCAUGUUCUGUCUUCAAGGCCAGGUGGGGCCUCGGCCCCAGGCUGAGACAGACCGGGCCCCUUACGAUGAUGUCUUGGGCAGGGCAGGGGCAGGUGGAAGGUUGGCAAGCACUCUCCAGAGUGCAGGGAGCUUGUAAAUGGGACCAGGGCAGAAACCCCCAGACUCAGGAAGCCAGCAGAGUGGGCGGGGGCUGCAGGAGGAGGAUCCUGGCCCCGGAGCUGUUCCAGUGUCACUCAGCACUGCCUGCGCCUCCAGGAGGAUCGGAGGAGGACCCCGACCUGCAGCGGGCGGCCUGGAUUGAGUGCCCCCCCCACCACCAUCCUCCUCUCCUGGAUGGCAGCCUGGCUGCCCCUCAGGCGGGACCUUUCUCCUUGUAGGUCUGUCCCCAUCACUUUCUCCGUCACAAUCCUGGGCUGGCUAUGAGAGGAGGAGGGGUUGGGGGGGGUCUUUCAGGGGCCAAUAAACUGCCUUGACUCC
This is a messenger RNA of Enhydra lutris kenyoni (northern sea otter), 2757 nucleotides long. Its product is annotated as solute carrier family 27 member 4. Gene Ontology annotation, biological process: long-chain fatty acid import into cell; response to nutrient; very long-chain fatty acid catabolic process. Gene Ontology annotation, cellular component: endoplasmic reticulum membrane; microvillus; plasma membrane. Lineage: Eukaryota; Metazoa; Chordata; Mammalia; Carnivora; Mustelidae. The transcript is spliced from 13 exons. The record is from RefSeq and is a predicted model, not a curated record. Gene Ontology annotation, molecular function: long-chain fatty acid transmembrane transporter activity; long-chain fatty acid-CoA ligase activity. Bases 143 to 2074 code for a protein of 643 amino acids.